Molecule: messenger RNA, 2431 nt
Organism: Exophiala dermatitidis NIH/UT8656
Lineage: Eukaryota; Fungi; Ascomycota; Eurotiomycetes; Chaetothyriales; Herpotrichiellaceae
Exons: 3
Coding region: 193-2214 (673 amino acids)
Molecular function (GO): protein binding
Source: RefSeq, a predicted model, not a curated record
UGCGGCGCCAGUUCUGGUCGAUCGGGUCACUAAGGUUAAACAUACCACUCCUUGUCCCUGCUCAACCCUUUCCUCGUUGAAUCCAAUUGAUUGCCAGAUAUUCUGCCCUUUCUGAGACGCUCCAUCACACAAACUUCUCAACCCCCUGGUCGUCUAGGUCAAUCCCCUGCAAUUGUCCGCUAGGCCGCAUCCAUGUCUGGAAUUGGCGGUACUUAUCGUGGUACGCCAAACAGGCGCGGUCAAAUCCCUUUCACAGACAGUCCCUCGAGCAUUCCUCGACCAAAACUAGAGUCGACGGCCAGUACUGCACCUAGUGAGAUGUCUACAACUUCGACAAUGUCUGCCAGCAGGCAGAAGCAAAGCAAGAGAGAUGAGGCUAUCCGACGCAAGAUGGAAGCCGACCUCAGUAAGAAGAAGCAUGUUCCUUCCCGCGCUCGACAUACUCGGAAAGCACCUCCUGGCACGGUGUUGGCGUUGAAACCCAGCCAGGCGCUCCAAAUCAAGCCCAGCACCACAGUGGCAGAGGCCGCACAGCUGAUGGCUGCAAAGAGAGAGGACUGUGUGUUGGUUACCGAUGAUGAUGACAGGAUCGCAGGUAUCUUUACUGCGAAGGAUCUAGCGUUCCGUGUUGUCGGGGCGGGAAUUAAAGCCAAUCAGGUCACCAUUGAACAGAUCAUGACAAAGAACCCUCUGUGUGCAAGGACUGAUACCAGCGCAACUGACGCGUUGGAUUUAAUGGUCAGAAAGGGGUUCAGGCAUCUUCCUGUCAUGGACGAAAACCAGGAUAUUUCCGGUAUCCUCGACAUCACGAAAUGCUUCUACGAGGCCAUGGAAAAAUUGGAGCGGGCCUACAGUUCCUCACGCAAGCUGUAUGAUGCUCUGGAGGGCGUACAGUCUGAACUUGGCUCAAGCCAGCCUCAGCAAAUCAUUCAAUAUGUCGAGGCCUUGAGACAAAAAAUGUCUGGACCGACCUUGGAGUCCGUUUUGAAUGGACUUCCUCCAACCACUGUCUCCGUCAGGACUUCGGUCAAGGAGGCAGCUCAACUUAUGAAGGAGAAUCAUACCACAGCAGUAUUGGUGCAAGAUCAAGGCUCAAUCACUGGUAUCUUUACAAGCAAGGAUGUUGUUCUGCGCGUUAUCGCACCAGGUCUCGAUCCGUCGACUUGCAGUGUGGUUAGAGUGAUGACACCACACCCUGACUUUGCACCCACGGACAUGAGUAUCCAAGCAGCGCUGCGAAAGAUGCAUGAUGGACAUUAUCUGAACUUGCCGGUCAUGAACGAAACUGGCGAAAUUGUCGGUAUGGUAGAUGUUCUCAAACUGACUUAUGCAACCCUUGAACAAAUCAACACAAUGAACACUGGCGAGUCGGAAGGCCCAGCUUGGAAUAAAUUCUGGUUAUCCAUGGACAAUGACACCGAAUCCAUGGUCUCUGGGGAAGGGAGUCACCGUCCCACAACACCUGGACACCGUUCCGUGAUGGAAUCUGAAAUGACCCGCCCGGGAAUGGAGAGGGGUGAUAGUGUCCUGCCACAGGAUUCAGCAUCCCAUCGUGGAGACGACGCCCAAUCGGAAGUUCUACCAUCCAUUGAGGCUCCUGAAGACACGCCCUUCCCUUUCAAAUUCAAGGCUCCCAGUGGUCGAGUCCACCGGAUACAGCUUGUUCCAAGAAAUGGUAUUGCCGAACUUGUCAGUCUUGUCACCUCUAAGCUUGGUGGCGAGAUUGAUGCUGUUGGAGGAGAAGCGACAGUUGAAGACGGAAAGCUGGGCAAGACGGGCUAUGCAUUAAGCUAUCUGGAUGACGAAGGCGACACCGUUUCCAUCACUACCGACCAGGAUCUGAUUGAUGCGGUUCUCCUUGCGCGACAAGGCAAACGAGACAAGGUGGACCUAUUUGUCCAUGACCCAUCACAACCACCUAUUGUUGCCACGAUCGAUCCCAGGCCGCAGCUAUCCAAGCCUCCUACGCCCCCCGAGUCGGUUCUGAAGGAGGUGCCGCCGGUCGAGGGUGCCGACAGUGAAGAAGAGGAAGAAAUUCCGAAGGCCAAAACGCUUCGCAUGAGACGUUCUCCUGUCGUGCCGACACAAAUAAAAGAGGAGCAACCACAACUUAUCCAGGGCAUCCCGAACGAUCUCCUCCUACCAGGUGCAAUUGUGACACUUGCAGUGGUCAUUGUUGGUGUCUUUGCUAUUGGUCGUGCUUCGUCCAAGUAAUGGUGCCUUCGCAGACAGGGGCUGAUGAAUUUGUCUUAAUGAUUAAUUUGACCUUCUCCACUUACAGCUUUUAGUUUUGACUGAACAAAGAUAUUCAAAUUGAUUUUGGUGCAGUCUUUGCAAAUAGGUAUUCGUUGAUAUGUUCAAGUGUCUUUGCGCAGCUUCCUCUAGUCAGGUAUCUUCGACUACUAGUAAUCCAGUCAUCUCACACGUGGUG